UGCACUGCACCCAAGCUGACCUUCGCAGACAUGGUCGACAUCAGCCUCUUGGAGGAUCAUGAAGGCUUACACCAGGAUGUGUGCUGCUAUGCUAUCGCUCACGGCGAUGCCAACGAUCAAUGGCUGCUCGACCCUAACCUUGUCGCGCCGACAGCUUCAACUGAAAAAGUGCUGAAUACCUUACACGAUAUUGCAUUUAGUGCAGACACAUUUUCUGUCCCUAGUGGCAUAUAUCGACCAGAAGUCAUGGAAACCAUUGAGCAGGAAAUCGACAGGCUCAGUCCCCAGCUGCGGGAGCUCAGUCUUAAGAUACAUGCCCAUCCGGAGUUGCGUUUUCGCGAACAGUUCGCACAUGAUACGCUGAGUGACUUCAUGGCCUAUCAGGACUUUGAGGUCACCAAGCAGUACAAGUCCCAUGUACCAUCUAAGGAGACCCCGCGUUACAUGACCACCGCUUGGCGUGCCGCGUUUACUCACACCUCUGAGCAAGCAGUAGCCCACUCGAGCCAUUCCGCCCGCACACUUGGCAUAAACUCGGAAAUGGAUGCUUUGCCCAUUCCGAAGGGCAGCGCCAGCCAUGCAUGUGGGCACAAUCUAAUUGCCAUAGCGGGAGUUGCCGUCGCUCUUGGUGUAAAGAAGGCACUAGAGGUGCAUGAUGUCGCUGGCUCAGUGGUGUUGCUCGGGACGCCUGCCGAGGAGGGCGGGCAUGGCAAGGCCCGCCUGGUAGAAGCAGGUGCGUACAAAGAGAUGGAUACCUGCAUUAUGUGUCAUCCAGGGUCUGGUCCAAAACAUAUGGUCACACUUGCUAGUAGCCUGGCUAUUCAGGCCAUCAACGUCAAUUUCAAAGGAAAGCCGUACGCCGCGCUCCAGCCAUGGGAUGGAAUCAACGCUCAAGACGCCGUUGUGCACGCUUUCAAUUCCGUCUCAAUGCUCAGGCAACAGCUUCGUCCCGAGCUUCGAGUACACGGUGUUGUGCAUUUCGAUAAGUCUCCCCUCCCUGUGAAUGUUAUUCCUUCCGAUAUGUCCAUGGUGUGGAACAUCCGCGCGCCAACCAAGCAAGAUCUCGGGGAUCUGAGGGAACGAGUUCUGAAGUGUUUUCAAGGUGCUGCCACAGCGACGGGAUGCUCCCUGAAUUUCGUCUGUAAACAGCCACUACUGAAUCUUCAGCAAAACUCGGUCUUAGCACGUGAAUUUGCAAGAACCGCUGCCAACAGAUGUGGCAUGACCGCGGCCAAGGUGGAAGACAGUGGCGCAUUCUCUACCGACUUCGGGAAUGUCACCUACGAGCUUCCGGGUCUGCACCCUGCGUACACUAUUCCUACGGCUCAUAAUGGCGCGAACCAUACCGCCGAGUUCGCUGCCGCUGCCGCGGCACGGGAAGCUCAUGAUGAAACGAUCAAGGUUGCCAAAGCGCUUGCGCUCACCGGCUUCCGAAUCAUUGACGACGAGGCUUUCUUCAGAGAGGUGAGAGGCAUAUAUAUAUAUAUACUAGACCCAGAAUGUCGAUAAAGCGUGUAUCUAGGUUAAGGAUGAAUUCACAAACAUUCAGCCCGCUGGUGGUAAGGUCUAGGUGUCAUAAGUACAUGUUGCAUCUCAAGUAUUGAGCGUUUUCUCUAAAAGUAUAAAUGUGCUACAGUCCUGUAUAACGGCACAUGUACAGCAUGCAUACACUAUCUUUAUUCGAAGCCCACCUCGUGCCUUGUGCC
This is a messenger RNA of Phanerochaete carnosa HHB-10118-sp, 1706 nucleotides long. RefSeq lists its product as uncharacterized. The coding region runs from base 31 to 1509 and encodes 492 amino acids. The transcript is spliced from 12 exons. Gene Ontology annotation, molecular function: dipeptidase activity. NCBI's taxonomy places the organism in Eukaryota, Fungi, Basidiomycota, Agaricomycetes, Polyporales, Phanerochaetaceae. The record is from RefSeq and is a predicted model, not a curated record.